AUGUACCAGAGUUUAGCCAUGGCAGCUAACCCCGGCCCUCCGGCCUAGGAGGGGGCAGGUGGCUUCAUGCACGGCGCAGCGGCAGCGUCCCCCGUCUAUGUGCCCACCACGAGGGUCACCUCCAUGCUCUCCAGCCACUCCAUCUGGACUCAACCCGGAGCCGAAAGCGCCGCUUACAACCCUGGAUCUUCUCACCCUCCCGUGUCACCUCGGUUCUCCUUCUCCACCAGCACCCCCAUCCCUGCCACCUCUUCCCGGGAAGCCGCGGCGGCUUACAGCAGCUCCUUGAACCUUUCUGCUAACGGGAGGGAGCAGUACAGCAGGGGUUUCGGCAGCUCCUAUUCCAGCCCUUACCCAGCUUACAUGAGCCCCGAAAUGGCCACGACUUGGACUUCUUCACCCUUCGACAGCCCCAUGCUGCACAACCUGCAGAGCCGAGGGACGCCCGCGGCCGCCCGGCACGCCAACAUAGCAGAAUUUUUUGAUGAUUACUCGGAGGGGCGAGAAUGUGUCAACUGUGGGGCCAUGUCCACCCCACUCUGGAGGAGAGAUGGCACGGGGCACUACCUCUGCAACGCCUGCGGGCUCUACCACAAGAUGAACGGCAUCAACCGGCCCUUGUUCAAACCUCAGAGGCGGCUGUCGGCUUCCCGUCGCGUCGGCCUCUCUUGUGCCAACUGCCACACGACGACAACCACGCUCUGGCGCAGAAAUGCCGAGGGAGAGCCCGUCUGCAACGCCUGCGGACUCUACAUGAAGCUCCAUGGGGUUCCAAGGCCUUUAGCCAUGAGAAAAGAGGGCAUUCAGACGAGGAAGCGCAAGCCAAAGAACCUUAACAAAACAAAGACACCAGCAGGUCCAUCUAGCAGUGAGAGUCUUACCCCGACCACCAGCUCCACCAGCAGCAGCAGCAGCGCCACGACCACUGAGGAAAUGCGCCCCAUAAAAACAGAACCUGGGCUCUCAUCUCAUUAUGGGCACCCCAGCCCGAUUUCUCAGGCAUUCUCAGUCUCUGCCAUGUCUGGACACGGAUCAUCUAUUCACCCUGCGAUUUCAGCUCUGAAGCAUUCCCCGCAGGCUUACCAGUCAGCUAUCAGCCAGUCUCCACAAACCAGCUCCAAACAGGACUCCUGGAACAGCCUGGUGUUAGCUGAAAACCAUGGGGACAUCAUAACAGCAUAA
Molecule: messenger RNA, 1182 nt
Organism: Egretta garzetta (little egret)
Lineage: Eukaryota; Metazoa; Chordata; Aves; Pelecaniformes; Ardeidae
Gene: GATA4
Product: GATA binding protein 4
Biological process (GO): positive regulation of transcription by RNA polymerase II; cell fate commitment; negative regulation of transcription by RNA polymerase II
Cellular component (GO): nucleus
Molecular function (GO): DNA-binding transcription factor activity, RNA polymerase II-specific; zinc ion binding; RNA polymerase II cis-regulatory region sequence-specific DNA binding
Source: RefSeq, a predicted model, not a curated record